Tyto alba (common barn owl) is the source of this 6623-nucleotide messenger RNA. Its product is annotated as laminin subunit beta-2-like. The transcript is spliced from 36 exons. Lineage: Eukaryota; Metazoa; Chordata; Aves; Strigiformes; Tytonidae. The record is from RefSeq and is a predicted model, not a curated record. Gene Ontology annotation, cellular component: laminin trimer. Gene Ontology annotation, molecular function: extracellular matrix structural constituent. The coding region runs from base 1012 to 6495 and encodes 1827 amino acids. Gene Ontology annotation, biological process: substrate adhesion-dependent cell spreading; cell migration; basement membrane assembly.
CGGCAGAGCUGCUGACAGAUCUCCGGCCAGCGGAGCUGCCCCCGGCUGUGUCACCUCCCCAGGCAGACACCGGCCACCCCCACGCGUUCGGCUGCGCGGUGACUGUGGGGAUUGCAGAUGGGGGUGGGAAGUCAGGGCAGCUUCCAGGGAGCCAGGGAGUGCCUGAAUGUGGGCUGGGACACCUCGCUCGUCCUUCAGAUCCGGCUGAGGAUUCCUCCCUCCUGCUUUUACUUUGCUUUUCAAGGCCAGAGAUCCUGUUACAGUCGCCUUUAUCAGGCCACUUAGGAUCUCCUCAGAGCAGAUAAGGUUUGCCUGGCAAGAUCCCUGUGAUACAGACAGCUGGCUGGUGCUAAUGGCUCUUUAUCAGCUCAUCUCCUCCCAGCUCUCCUAGCCACCCUGCACUUCUGGAGCCUUGCUGGCCUCGAUGGGCACAGCCCUGCCCUUCCUCGGGGGUUCCCCAGCGCCUGCUGAGAGCAGGGCCGUGGGGAGCCGGCAGGGCUCUGCCCACGGCAUCCCUCACCCCACUGAGACGCGUGGGACCAGCCUGUGCUGUGUCGGGGUGUCCCUUGGGGCAGCCCGCGGAGCUGCUGGUUUGUCUGCCGGCGACCUUGCUCACCGGCGGGCAGCCAGAGCGCAGCCUUGGUGCGGCGAGCACGCAGCUCCUUUUCCUUCCUUCAGCCUCAGCUAAUAAAAGGCACCAUCCCUGCGUGACAGCAAGGUCUCUGUCAAGCCCGGCCCCGGUGCACGGCCACGCUCCCCGCAGGGCGCUGAGGCUGCUGGCUCAGCACCUGGUCCGAAGGAUCCCAGGCAGCACGGGCGGGCUGCCCAUUUGAAUAAGAAUCGUGCACGGGGAAGGGGGGCCGCCGGCCUCCGCCGCCAUCCCAUCGCCGCCCUCGCCCCGGCUCAUUUCUGCGCGCCCAGCCUGGGGGGCAGAGGGUCCCGUGCCGCCCUCGCCCCUGACCUUGGCCUCGCUGGACGCCACAGGACACCAGGCAGAGCCCGCGGCUGCCCAUGGAGCUCCUGGUGCUCGCUCUCCUCCUGGCGGGGGUACCGGCGGCGAGGGGCUGGCAGGAGCCAGACCUGAGCCACGGCUGCGCCCGCGGGAGCUGCUACCCGGCCACUGGGAACCUGCUGGUGGGGCGAGCCCCCCGCCUCAGUGCCACCUCCACUUGUGGGCUGGAUGGGCCCCAGGAGUAUUGCAUCGUCAGCCACCUCCAGGACUCGGAGAAAUGCUUCACCUGCGACUCGCGGGACCCGUCCCUGCCCGAGAGCCACCGCAUCGAGAAUGUCAUCUACCUGAGCGGCCCCCACGGCCAGCGGACCUGGUGGCAGUCGGAGAACGGCGUGGAGCACGUCAGCAUUCGCCUGGACCUGGAGGGCGAGUUCCACUUCACCCACCUCAUCAUGAAGUUCAAGACCUUCCGCCCCGCGGCCAUGCUGGUGGAGCGCUCGGCUGACUUUGGGCAGAGCUGGAAGGUCUACCGCUACUUUGCCUACAACUGCUCCAAGCUCUUCCCCGGUGUCCCCAGCCAGCCCUCAGGACUGGUGGAUGAGGUGCUGUGCGACCAGCGCUACUCGGAGAUCGAGCCCUCCAGCCAUGGGGAGGUCAUCUUCAAGGUGCUGGACCCCUCCAUCCCUGUGGCGGAUCCCUACAGCCCGGACAUCCAGGACCUGCUGCGGGUCACCAACCUGCGGGUGAACCUCACCAAGCUGCACACGCUGGGGGACAACCUGCUGGACACGCGGCGGGAGGUGCUGCACAAGUACUAUUACGCUGUGGAUGAGCUGGUGCUGCGCGGGAGCUGCUUCUGCCACGGCCACGCUGCCCACUGUGCCCCAGCACCCGGCGCCCCAGCAUCCUCCAUCCCCGGCAUGAUCCACGGGCGCUGCGUCUGCGAGCACCACACGCAGGGGUUGAACUGUGAGCGCUGCGAGGAUUUCUACCACGACUUGCCCUGGCGCCCGGCCGAGGGCUCCAGCACCAACGCCUGCCGCCGCUGCGACUGCAACGAGCACUCGCGGCGGUGCCACUUCGACAUGGCCGUCUUCCUGGCCACGGGGAACGCCAGCGGGGCCGUGUGCGACGGCUGCCAGCACAACACCAUGGGCCGCCGCUGCCACCUCUGCAAGCCCUUCUACUACCGGCACCCCCGCUCCGACAUCCGCGCCCCCACCGCCUGCGCCCCGUGUGACUGCGACCCGGCGGGUUCGCUGGACGGAGGCGCCUGCGACGGGCACACGGAUGUGGCACUGGGCAUGAUCGCGGGGCAGUGCCGCUGCAAGGAGAACGUGGCCGGUCCCCGCUGCGACCGCUGCCGGCACGGCGCCUACGGCCUCAGCCACAGCGACCCGCAGGGCUGCCAGCCAUGCAGGUGUGACCCACGGGGCACGGUGGCAGGCAGCUCCCCCUGCGACCCCAUCAGCGGGGACUGCUACUGCAAACGCUUCGUGGCCGGGCGCUCGUGCAGCCAGUGCGUGGCUGAGUUCUGGGGCCUGAGCUACGACGUGGGGGGCUGCCGGCCCUGUGCCUGUGAUUUCGGAGGAGCCUACAACAACCGGUGCUCCAUGGAGGACGGGGCUUGUCCCUGCCGUCCCCACCUCAUGGGGCGGCAGUGCGACCAGGUACAGCCCGGCUUCUUCUGCGCCCCCCUCGACUACUACACCUAUGAGGCCGAGCGGGCCACCGGCCACGGCCACGGCCACCCUCAGCUCCCGGGUGCCAUCCGGGCAGAGGUGCCCCAGGACUGCCUGGAGUAUGACACCGGGGAGCCGGGGGGGCGGAAGGGGCGCCCGCGGCAGCAGCGCAGCCCCCCCCGUGCCCCUCAGCCUCGCGUUCCCUCGCGCCGCAGCCGCCAGCAGCCCCCCAAGCCGGACGUGGAGGAGGUGGUGCGGGACGGCACCGGGCGCAUGGUGACGUGGACAGGCUCGGGGUUCGCCCGGGUGCGGGACGGGGCUGGCCUGACCUUCCGCGUGGAUGACGUGCCCUACCCCAUGGACUACGAGCUGCUGCUGCGCUACGAGCCCGAGUCGGCCGAGGACUGGGAGGCUGUGGUCAGUGUCAGAUCCCGGGCGCUGCCCACCAGCCCUCGCUGCGGAAACCUGCUGCCCUCCGAGCAGAUGUACCGCGAGAGCCUGCCCCACAGCCAGAGGUACGUCCUGCUGUCCCGGCCCUUCUGCUUCGAGCCCAGCACCCCCUACGAGGUGACCAUGCGGCUUCAACGGGCCGGUGUCACCCAGCGCCACCCAAGCGCCUUCAUCCUCAUCGACUCGUUGGUGCUCCUGCCACGGGUGUCGGAGUUGCCGGGCUUCCAUGGGGCGGAGGCAGCGGUGCGCCGGGAGGAGCUGGAGCGGUACCGGUGCCUGGAGGCAUUCCGCAUGGCCCCCCCACCCCAAUUAGCCCAGGCCUGCGCCCGACUGGUCUGCAGCGUCUCGGCUCUGCUGCACGACGGGGCACUGUCCUGCCAGUGCGACCCGCAGGGCUCCCGCAGCAGCGAGUGCCAGGCGCAGGGAGGGCAGUGCGAGUGCAAGCCCCACGUGCUCGGCCGGCGCUGUGACCGCUGCGCCCCAGGCAGCUACGGCUUCGGACCCCUGGGCUGCAGCCCCUGCGCCUGCUCCCCGGAGGGCUCAGUGUCACAGCUGUGCGACGCGGUGAGCGGGCAGUGCCGGUGCCAGCCCGGCGCCGUGGGCCGGCAGUGCGACCAGUGCCAGCCCGGCCACUGGGGCUUCCCUGCUUGCCGGCCCUGCCAGUGCAACGGCCACGCCGAGGACUGCGACCCCCGGACGGGCAGCUGCCUGCGCUGCCGCGACCACACCGCCGGCCGGCACUGCGAGAGGUGCCAGGACGGUUACUACGGGGACCCAGUGCUGGGCUCGGGGCAGCAGUGCCGGCCCUGCCCCUGCCCCGGCUACCCCGGCACACGGCACUACCACGGGAGCUCUUGCCACGCCGACGAGGAGACCCACCACAUCGUCUGCCUCUGCGCGCCCGGAUACGCCGGGCCCCGCUGCGACCGCUGCUCCCCUGGCUACUUUGGGGUGCCGGAGAUGGAGGGGGGAGUGUGCCGGCCCUGCCAGUGCAACAAUAACAUCGACGCCAGCGACCCGGGGGCCUGUGACCCCCACACGGGUCACUGCCUGCGCUGCCUGUACCACACCGCCGGGCCCCACUGUGCCCACUGCCAGCCCGGCUACUACGGCAAUGCCCUGCAGCGCAGCUGCCGGCGCUGCGGCUGCGACCCACGGGGAACCCUGGCCUCCCACUGCACCGCCGGCGCCUGCGCCUGCGACCGCGGCACGGGCGCCUGCGCCUGCCGGCCCAAUGUGGUGGGCAAGACCUGCGACCGCUGCGCACCCCACUUCUGGAGCCUGGGGGGGCCAGGAGGCUGUGAGCCCUGUGGCUGCCACCCCACACGUGCCCUGCACCCCGCCUGCGAUGUGAUGACAGGGCAGUGCCAGUGCCGGCCCGGCUUUGGGGGCCGUGUCUGCUCCCAGUGCCAGGAGCAUCACUGGGGAGACCCCGAGCGGGAGUGUCGAGCCUGCGAGUGCGAGCCGCUGGGCGCCGAGAGCCCGCAGUGCGAGCAGGCCAGUGGGCAGUGCCGCUGCCGGCCGGGCUUCGGGGGGCUGCGCUGUGACCGCUGCCAGCGGGGCUACCAGGAGGCCUUCCCCCGCUGCUCGCCCUGCCACCCCUGCUUUGGGCGCUGGGACCCGGCCCUGGGCAGCCUGCGGGACGGGCUGCGGCGCUUGGGGACGCAGGCGCGCGCGCUGCGGGAGGGGGGGUCCGUGCCCCUGCUCAGCCCCCGCCGCCUGCGGGCGCUGGAGGAGGCCCUGGGGCACGUGGAGCGGCUGCUGGGCGAGGGGGGCAGCCCCGGUGGCCCCCUCCUCGACGGGCUGCCCAGACGGCUGGAUGGCACCAGGAUGGAGCUGGAUGACUUCUGGAAGCAGCUUCAGGAGCUGGAGCAACAUCUAGAUCAGCUGGCACAGGCAGAUGUGCGGCACCGCGACCGGCUAGCCGCGCUGAGCCAUGAGCUGGGGGGUCUCAACCGAACCACCUCCCACCUCCAAAUCCUUCUGGGCACUGUAGCGGCAGCUGGAUUCGGCGAGUCUUACCGCAGCCUCCUGGAGUCGGCGGAGGACUCGCGGCAGGCGGAGGCGGUGGCCAACGGCGCAGCCGGUGAGCUGAACAGGGCACGGGCAACGCGGCGGGCAGCAGAGCGAGCGCUGCGGCAGCAGGGUGACGCUUUCCGCCGCGGUACGGCCGCGGCACGGAAAUCCUUGCGGGAGGCGCAGAAACGGGUGAUGGGACUCAGCAUUGCCAGGAUCAAUAAGAAGAUUUGUGGGGCGCCCGGGGACCGGAGCUGCGAGCAAGCGCCUUGCGGAGGAGCCUUGUGCCGGGACGGCGCGGGGACACGGCGCUGCGGUGGCACGGGCUGCGCGGGGGCACUGCCUGUCUCGGCUCGAGCCCUGAGCAGCGCCCGUAACGCCUCGCAGCAGCUGGAGGUGGCACUGGGGCAGCUGGGUGUUGUGGCACAGAAGACACAGGAGGUGCAGGAGCUGGCACGGGGGGCACGGAGCCGGGCAGAGGAAGCGCUGGGGCGUUCGCAGGCCGCCCGCAGCCGCGCCGAGAAGGCAACGGCCCAGCUGCGGGACUUCAUCCGCCGGAUCAAGGCCUUCCUGGCAGAGGAGGGAGCCGACCCGGGCAGCAUCGAGCUGGUGGCACGGCAGGUGCUGAACAUCUCCCUGCCCAGCAGCCCCGGCCGGAUCCAGGAGCUGCUGCGGGAGAUGCGGGAAAGCAUCGGCCAGCUGGAGGGGGUGGACGCGGUGCUCAACAGCACGGUGCAGGGGCUGGCAGCGGCACGGGGGCUGCUGGCGCAGGGACAGGAUGCCAGGGAGCGAGCGGAGGGCGUGAGGGAUGAGCUCGUGGGGACCCAGCGGGCGCUGGAGGCGGCACGGGCACAAGCGACAGCAGCGGGGAGUGCCCUGCGGAGCGCCAGGGAUGCCAUCCGGGUGGCUGAGAGCAGAGCCAAGGAGGCGGAGCGCAGGCUGCAGGCGCUGGAGGGGAAGGAGUCGCGGGCGCAGCGGCGGCUGCGGGAGCUGGCGCAGCGCGUCGCCGCCCUGCAGGAGCGGGGCCGGGAUGCCCGCCGCGUGGCCCAGCAAGCCAAGGACGGGGCGCGGCAUGCCACCGCCACCUCGGGGACGCUCAGCCAGGACCUGGCGCAGGUGACGCAGCGCUACGUAGUGCUGAAGGGCCGGGUGACCGGGCUGGCCGGGGUGUCCGGCGGGGCCCUGCAGCGUGUGACACGGCUGACAGCGGAGGCCAGGGACCUCCUGGACAAGGCCAGCAGCAGCAAGAGGAAGCUGGAAGAGCUGGAGCAGCACUUCGGGGACAACGAGCGGGCGAUGGCGGCGAAGGCGACGCGGCUGCAGGCGUUGGAGCAGCGCGUCUGGGGGCUGCUGGAGGAGAUCCGGGAGAGGGCCAACGCUUACGCCACCUGCUAGGGACCGGCGGCGGGGCCGGGGGAGGGGGGGGGCUCGGGUCCGCUCCUGCCCCGCAGCCCGGGGGUCCCGUCCCCUCCGCGGGCACUUGUAGCGCGGCGUCGUCCCUAAAUAAAGCCAUGAAGAGCGGC